GAAUAGGCCGGUUCUGGACUCAAGUCUCUGGUAUCGGACGCGUUAUUACCAUGAUAUAAAAUAUUAGUUAUCAGAAUCUCCAUGAUCUUCGUGGUACUCUGUUCUACUACCGUCCAUUCGUUCCGCUUUUUCGUUAUUUCCGUUUCUUCCUAUGUUGUUGUACGUACUCGAGCGUUGAGUUUAUUUCCGAGUUUUCGUGUGAAAUCGAACUGUUGUGAGUUUUUCUGUGGAAGAUGAGAUUUGUGGAUUUCCUGACAUUGAUUCUGAUAUUCUACAACAUUUGUCUCACUUCGGGAAUUCAAUAUUUUGGAGACGACAACUUCAUACCGAUUUUCGAGUGGAGUCAGUUGGAAUUCGAAUAUGAUUCAGCCAUAGAAAGGAAACAUGACAUAGAGGAUGGUUUCUUCGUUCCAGGAGUACCAGCUAUUAUAGACGUCGAUGUUUAUUAUUCAUCGAAUAAGACUAACCGACUAUUCGUUACUAUACCAAGGUUCCAAUAUGGCUCUCCUGCAACUCUUGGAGAAGUAACUUUUGAUAUAUACAGGGGGAAUUAUAUAAUACGACCAUAUCCGUCUUGGUCUUGGCAUAGAAACCCCACUCAGUGCUUAUGGAACAGGCUCAUAUCUGUCUACCGGAUUCAGAUAGAUGAGUGUGGAAGAAUGUGGGUUCUGGAUACUGGGAGAUACGGAGAACACUUGAUUUGCCCACCACAGAUUUUGGCAUUCGAUUUGAAAACAAACAAAGUGAUAUAUCGAUACGAAAUACCUCGUGAUCAAUAUGAAUCCAGAUCAAUUUUCGUAACACCAGUGGUAGAUGUUAGGGAGUCUUGUCAAGAUGUGUUUGUCUAUGCUGCAGACUGCCAAACUUACGCUAUCAUCGUUUACGAUGUGAAAAGAGGAGAAUCUUGGCAGAUAAUUGAUAAAACCAUGUAUCCAUACCCGAAUUUUGGAACGUUCGAUAUUUUGGGUGACAGUUUUGACCUUAUGGAUGGCAUACUUGGGAUGGCAUUGACUCCUUUCGUACCAGGAAGAGAUAGAAAGUUAUUUUUCCAUGCAAUGAGCAGUGAUACAGAAAAUUGGGUUUAUACCUCGGAUCUUAGGAAGCAGAAGUCUACACCUGAAAUAUUCCAUGUUUACAGAGGAAAACGCAGCUCUCAGAGUGCUGCAGAGGCGAUGGACAGAAACGGAAUCAUGUACUUUGGUCUUAUGAGCGAUGUUACUUUCAAUUGCUGGGAUACUUCCACUGAAUAUGGAUCUCCAAACAUAGAGGUUGUUGACAACAACAGAACCACGAUGCAAUUUGUCAGUGGAGUAAAGGUUAUCAAAAACAUGAAUGGUGGCCAAGAACUCUUCAUUGUAACAUCAAGAUUCCAGAAGGUGGCAACUGAGACCAUAACGCCAACUGAGAUUAAUUUCCGUGUCUUAGCAAGGAGGAUUAACAAAUAUCUAGUGGAAAGAUGCAGAUCUUCCUCAUCAACGUCAUCAGGUUUUCAUCCUGUUAACGUUUUGGGAAGUUCUGGUGGUAGUUAUGGGCUGAUACCGAGACCGCCGAAAAUAGGUUAUCGGGUUAAAUGAUUAUUUUCUCAAAGCAUAAUCUAUUCUUAUUUGCCGAUAAAACGGCCUUACUCAGGUUUUUCGUGUGAAGACAGUUAUGUAGUCUGUUCAUACGAUGUCAUUAUAAUAGGCAUGAUAUAAUUGCCAUAAUUGAAUACUCAAGUGUCAAAUAUUUAAUUUGUUUUCGUUUAAUUAUAAUGAUCCUGUUAUGUAAGAAACAAUAAAGCUUUAUUCAGCUAUAA
Messenger RNA from Harmonia axyridis, 1795 nucleotides. RefSeq names its product protein yellow-like. Lineage: Eukaryota; Metazoa; Arthropoda; Insecta; Coleoptera; Coccinellidae. The record is from RefSeq and is a predicted model, not a curated record. The transcript is spliced from 8 exons. Bases 234 to 1574 code for a protein of 446 amino acids. Gene Ontology annotation, cellular component: extracellular region.